AUGAUGUCCACUAUUGUCCAGGCUCAACGCCAAGUCUGGCUGUCACAGUCAAAUCUGACUGAGGCCUCGAGGAGAACCCUCAGGAGCCUUCCAGUGGAGCCAGGAACAGUGUUUGGCUCAGGUGCUCAGGAAGCGUUUGAGAGGACUAUUCAGGCGGGGCAGACCAGGCAACAGCUUGCAAGUCUCCGUCAUAUGCCUCCUCCUAGCAGGCCCCCCUCUGGCAGAGGUAGGGCCAUGUCUGCCCCCAGGGCUCGCCCUCCACCACCACCUCACACUGUGGGCCAACGUUGCCCUCAGCAACCUACGCAGGCACAGACCCGCGACUCACGGGCCUCUGCCCCAUUUCCCUUCCGGCACUUUCCGGCCCGGGACCCUGGACGACCCCCCACCAGGGCUCCUAGGGGUCAGGGGGCCAGGCGCUGA
Messenger RNA from Xyrichtys novacula (pearly razorfish), 423 nucleotides. The record is from the annotation of a GenBank genome assembly. NCBI's taxonomy places the organism in Eukaryota, Metazoa, Chordata, Actinopteri, Labriformes, Labridae.